GGUUAGGUCCAUUUCAAGGUGUUGAUAAACAUGUUGGUCCAGAAUUAUUUUAUUCCAUAAGUUUUUCAAUUAUUUACAUUUUUCAUAUCUUUCACAAAAUGCGUGUGCAUAAUUUGAAGUUUCUUUAAGUCCAUGUCAAGUGCCUUUUUCCUUGCUUAGGAUCUCAUUUUCCUGCUCACAAGUAGUCAUCAAUAAGUAUGUCGGAUUCAUCCAGAGCGAAGAAACAGAUCAUAAGUGCCUUUCAACUAGAAGGUUUCUCAUUGAAAGGGGAAGCCUGUGAUUAUCUAGCAAACCAACUCUCGGCUGUGGGUUAUGAAGAUAGGAAUGAAUGGAUAGAAAAGCUUAUCGAGUGUCUGCAGAAACAGAACAUAGAAUCUUUAAUUCUGAAUAAAGAACAAGUUGAAACAGCAUUUGUGGAAAGCUUUAAAGUUGGCGAAGAGAGCAAAGAAAUAGAGUUAAAUGUGAUUUCCGUUUUUGACAUUCCUCACUUUUACUUCGAUAUUGAUGAAAAAAAAUUCUUCCAAAAACCAGCAUCGAAGUUCAAACCCCUUCUAUGUGGAUCAGCAGCUUCGAAAGCCAAUUUAUUUCGCGAAAGAUAUUUUAUUUUAAAGCAACUCGUAGAGCGCAAUGAACUUUUUGCUCCAUCUUUACCUGGGACUAAUGAAGGUACGAGGACUAAACUAAAAACAGUAGACUAUUUCCUAAGCACUACCAAGAAGAUUGAUGAUUGUGUGAUUUUGGGACUUUUGACCCAGCUCAAAGAAAGGCGCUUCUACCUUGAGGAUCCAACAGGCCAUUUGGAAGUGGACCUCUCACAAGUCACCUAUCAUCGAGGUUUCAUCACUGAAGGUAGUUAUGUUCUCGUCGAAGGAUGUUAUGAAGAUCUGAAGUUUCACGCAACUGGUGUUGCUUUGCCUCCUCCGGAACCAUCCUUUGAGAGUCGAGUUUUAUUCAACAAUGUUAACACAUUCGGUGGACCCCUAGAAAAAGACAUUCACAACUGUGCCAGGUUGCUUAAAAUAGAAAAAGAAAACGAGCAUUCAAUGAUAAUUUUUCUCUCCGAUGUAUGGCUGGACAAACCAGAGGUACUUGAAAAACUACAAAUGGUUCUAGGAGGUUACAAUGAUUUCCCCCCUGUAGCAAUCGUUUUAAUUGGUAAUUUUGUCUCAAAGGCAACAAAAUAUCUUUGUGCCAAAACGCUGAGAGCAAAAUUCAAGGAGCUAGGAGAACUAAUAGUCAAAUUUCCAAAUUUAACGGCCAAAACGAAGUUCAUCAUUGUCCCUGGACCCGGUGAUUCUCCGCAUGCAAAUAUUCUACCUAGGCCACCAUUACCAAAUUAUGUCACAGAAGAAUUAACAAAAUUAGUGAAGAAUUGUGUUUCCACCAGCAAUCCUGCACGGAUACAGUAUUGUGCCCAAGAAAUUGUGAUUACUAGAGAAAAUCUUUUCAGUAAAAUAGCCCGAGCCAGUAUGAACAUCCCUCCCAAAGAUGUACACAACCAUUUUGUACUGACCAUAUUAUCUCAAGCUCAUCUCUCGCCUGUUCCGCUAUAUAAUUCUCCGAUUUACUGGGAUUGGGAUGCAGCUCUCAGAAUAUAUCCUUUACCUGACGUUUUGGUUUUGGCUGAUUCAAUAGACUCUUUUUCGUUGAAACAAAGCGGUGUUACUGUCUUCAACCCUGGUUCAUUUUCAGCUAGUAAUUAUGAAUUCAAAGCCUACAUUCCAGCAUCAAGGACUGUAGAGGAAUGUGGAGUAGGAGAUGAUCAGUAGAGAAAAUUACUGGAGCCAAUAUAAACUCAAAAGUAAGACACCGUACUUUUCCUCAUUCAGUAACUAUUUCAGAUAUUUGUAUUUAGACAUUUCUUUUUCAAAUCUAAUUUAGAAUAUCCGUCAAAAAUGAGUCCAGAAUCUGAGUUCAUUUUCACGCCAGGAGACGGGGUAGUUUUACAUUUUAGUCGGAGGGUUUGGCGUCCUGGUUUUUUGCAUAAAAACUUCAAUGAGCUUUCUCUGACAACUAGAAUUAUUGAACAAGUAGCUUAAAUUGUCAUAUGUUUGGACAGACAUAUUGUGUAAAACUUUGGUUAUUAGUCAUCAUUCAGUGAAAUAGAGGAUUUAAAGCCAAAAAAAUUUUUAUGCCAUGGGUCCAUUGCGCUGGUCACAGAUGCUUUAUGCUUGAUUCUUGUAGGUUAGCUGUAAAUAAUUAGAUCUGUCUGAGAAGCAACUUUCUACGUUCAAUAUUAGUCGAGAUUUCGCCCCUUCAAAAAUUGGGUUUUUGACAUCAUCCACCGCGAUAAUUACACCCUUUGUUUCUUCCAUCUUGCUUUCAUCCGAGUUUCCCAUUAAUUAACCAGUGAUAAUGUGUGAAUCACUAACUGAUGAAAGCAAGGUGGAAGAAACCAAGGGUGUAAAUCGAAUUUUUCAAAGCGCAAUAUCUCGGUUAGUAUUGAACAUAGAAAGUUGCUGUUUGAACAGAUCUUACUUUUUUUAGCUGAUCUAGAAGAAUCAAGAAUCAAAGCACGAUUCGGUGACCUGUACAACUGACCCAUUGGGAUGACACCAGUAAUUUGUGUUGGUUAAAUAUUGUCUCCGGUCUGAGUUUUAAGUUUACAGACAGGGAUAUGUCUGAACACUGUAAUAAAAGGGAAAUAUAGAGAAAGAAUAAAACAUCUAAGCCUAAAA
Messenger RNA from Bemisia tabaci, 2678 nucleotides. The record is from RefSeq and is a predicted model, not a curated record. Lineage: Eukaryota; Metazoa; Arthropoda; Insecta; Hemiptera; Aleyrodidae.